AGAUUCCAAUUUUGCUUAAUCCUACUGUUGGUGAGACUUUGAUGCUCGAUUUAUGUCUGUAUUUAUCAUAUGCCUUUUCUGGUAUAUUGGUUUCUUGGAAAUUUAGGCUGCGCCAUGAAGUUCUCCUCAGUGCUGGGAUUUAAUGUCUGGUUUUGAUAUGAUUUCAUCAGCUUUUGCUUUUCUUUGCCAGUGGUCACUUACCUCUUCACUGUCGAUGUGAGCUGAUGUCCGUGGUGUGGGGUUGAAUGUAAUAUCCAGAAAUUAGUGUUCAAUACUCCGGUUCAGAUCUCCAUUGCUGCACAUGUAGGAGCUCGUUUGCGUGUCGGAGUUGGCCCAUACGUGCCCAGAUUUAUUUGCCUAUCACAUGGCACAACCUAAAGCGAUUACAUGCCUCUUCCCUGGGCGAGGUUCUCCAUCAUCUGGGAAAGAAAGAAGAUCAAGAAUCUCUGGAACUGUUGCCCAUAGGAAGUUGGCAGAUUCCUCAAGAAUUGAACUCUAGGAUGCUCUCACAUUAAAUUUGUGUGGAUACAUCUAGUUGCUUGUAUCAUCUCAAGUCUAGGUUUUGUUUUCUUCAGUAAGCUGAUAGCGAGCUUUCUUUAGGUGGGGAGAAGUUAAGGAACUUGGUUCGCUGGUCCUAGUAUUUUUAGAGAUCAUGGAGAGUCACAGUGUUGAAGCUGUAAAACAAAGUGGUUCGCCUAGUGCAGCUACACAACCAUUUUAUGCUGGUCCAGUGCCAUUUCAUGAUCUACCUGACAUUUUAUCAGAUAGUGAGAAUGUUUUCGGGGACAGCUUUACCUCAUCUUGGCCUUCAGAUGUACAACCAAUCCAUCCAUCUUCAGCCAAAGUUCCUCACAAACUUUUAAUCCGUCACAAGACCAUGAAUGCACACCAUGGCUCAGGUAGUGCCAUUUCAGAUUCUUACUCGCAGAGUUUCAACACAUGUUCUGUAUCUUCGACGUUCUGUACCAAUUUAUACUUGUCAACGUCCUCAUGUUCUGAGACAUACCGGCAGCUUGGAAACCUGCCUUUCCUUCCGAAUCCUACAUCCCCUUCAGCAGCCUCUGUUUGCCGUUCCUCAAAUUCUUUAGUAGCUGAUGUCAAAGAAGAUCAUUGCAAGAGUGACAGCCUUGAGGACACAAGCAAGUAUCUGAAUUUGCCAGGAGAUUGUUUAGAUGGCUCGGAGAAUUUCAUGAACAACGGUGUCACAUUUACGGAACAGAUGGAAUGGGAUUUUAUCUCAGAUCAGCUUGACCUAGCAAUCACAGACAACGGGAAAAAUCCCGGCCUGGAUGAGAUAUAUAAAGGGCCUCAAGCAUCACUGGACGAAACAGUUGGUCCUGAAUCUGGCGAAUCUCAGCAGCAGCCUGACUCCAUUGUAUGCAGCCGAAUGCAUACCAGCCCCUCCAGCUCUGCAGCUGCAAGUAAGCCAAGAUUGAGGUGGACCCCUGAGCUGCAUGAGCGUUUCAUAGAAGCUGUUAACAAGCUUGAGGGAGCUGAUAAAGCUACUCCAAAGGGUAUAUUGAAACUCAUGAACGUUGAGGGCUUAACUAUCUAUCAUGUCAAAAGCCACCUGCAGAAAUACCGUCUGGCCAAGUACCUCCCACAGACAAAGGAAGACAAAAAAUCAGCAAACAUGGAAGACAAGAAGAAGGCUUCAACUGAUACAGAAGGAGAACUGGUCGUUAAACGGGGAAUGCAAGUAACGGAGGCCCUACGGAUGCAAAUGGAGGUCCAGAAACAGCUUCAUGAACAGCUUGAGGUCCAAAGGACCCUCCAGUUAAGAAUAGAAGAACAUGCCCGGUACUUGCAGAAAAUAUUGGAACAACAGCAAAAAGCAGGCCACACAUUUCUAUCUUCUUGCAACUUGCAGCAUCUGUCCAGUUCAUCUGCUGAAGGACUAACCAGUUCAACCCCACAUGCUGGUCAGGAAGCUGACUGCACUUUGUCUCCAUCAACUGGUAAUGCUCUGCCUGAUUCCUCUACCUCACCAAAGGGAAAAAUUGAAAGGUGUUCAGAUGCAAAUGAGUCGGAAUCAGCAGCUUGCUCUAAACGACUUCGACCGGAGGCCAAGCCUGAAGAUAGUUGUGAUCAUCCAGUUAUUGAGAACUGAGGCCCAUUUACACUUGAAGUUCUUGUAGAUGAUCUUAAAUUUUGCCCCUUUUAGCAUUUUCAGUUGUCUGAUUGGUGCAAAUAUUGUAUAUAUCCCUGACCCUGAGUAGGACGCUAUUGGCUUAGCUAUGUAACUGGAUGUUCAAACAAAUUGCUCCAUUUAAUGGCCAUCACACAAAUCUUCUGCA
Molecule: messenger RNA, 2297 nt
Organism: Nymphaea colorata (pocket water lily)
Lineage: Eukaryota; Viridiplantae; Streptophyta; Magnoliopsida; Nymphaeales; Nymphaeaceae
Product: myb family transcription factor PHL6-like
Exons: 8
Coding region: 653-2110 (485 amino acids)
Molecular function (GO): DNA-binding transcription factor activity; DNA binding
Source: RefSeq, a predicted model, not a curated record